Messenger RNA from Myripristis murdjan (pinecone soldierfish), 1374 nucleotides. RefSeq names its product odorant receptor 131-2. Gene Ontology annotation, cellular component: membrane. Gene Ontology annotation, biological process: G protein-coupled receptor signaling pathway; detection of chemical stimulus involved in sensory perception of smell. The transcript is spliced from 2 exons. NCBI's taxonomy places the organism in Eukaryota, Metazoa, Chordata, Actinopteri, Holocentriformes, Holocentridae. Gene Ontology annotation, molecular function: G protein-coupled receptor activity; odorant binding; olfactory receptor activity. The record is from RefSeq and is a predicted model, not a curated record. The coding region runs from base 56 to 1141 and encodes 361 amino acids.
CUGCUCUCUUAUCACCGUUGUUAUUGUAUAACCCCACCACACAUCCCGCUCAGGUAUGAUGCCGGCAGAGAAUGGGACCGGCCCGCCAGAGGACUACACGUGCGUGCGUUUUUACGUGUCGACCGUCUCGUUCUCGGUGCUGCUGUUCUUCAACCUCAUCAUCAACUGGACCAUCGUGCGGGAGGAGCGGCUGCGCUGCCAUACCCGCUUCGUGCUCAUCUUCCACCUGCUGGUGUCCGCCCUGCUCUACCUGGGCAUGAGCAGCGUCUUCUACUACCAGAUCCACCUGGACGCGCGGCCGGGCCCGGGCGCCUGCAUGUUCAUGGUGACUAUUUUGAUCAGCAGCGCCUGUAACAUCCUCCUGACGCUCACGGCGAUGGCCUUGGACCGCUAUUUGGCCGUGUGCCACCCGAUGAGGUACACGUCCACGUUCUGCUGGGCGCCGUGGCCGUGGAUGCUGGGUGUCCUGACCUGGCUGCUGGCCCUGGCCAUCCCGCUCAGCCUGCUGCACGGCCGGCAGGAGACGCCGAGCGCACAGGGCGCUCACGGAGAGUGCGGCCCGGAUCAGCUGAAGCAGGGAGGCAACCUGCACAAGAUAGUGUUCAUAACUGUGUGCACUUUGCUCAUACUGUACAGCUACGUGAGGAUACUGAUGGAGGGACGGCGCCUUGGAGUGCUCAACCGGCGCAACCGUGUCGGAUGCAGGACGAUCGCCUUGCACGGCAGCCAGCUGGCCGUGUACCUCCUGCCUAACUUUGUGAACUUUGUGCUGACGAUGCUCUGGAAAAGGGGCUUCAUCCAGACGGAGACCAAAGAGCUGUCAGCGGUGGUCAUCUUUGCUUUCUUCAGCUUGGCGCAGUGUGUCGCGCCCGUCGUUUACGGCCUGCGCAAAGAGGAACUUUUGGAGCAGCUGAGUCACCGGUUCCCCUGCUGUUCCCGCUACUUGAAAAGCGUGCUCGGGUGGACGGUGCACGCCAACUGGGCACACACAUCCACCACAACACGAGAACGAACGCUGACGACACAGACCAUCAUCUCUCUGGAGAUGCCACAGACCCCAGAGGAGGAAACCACACCAGUGACAGUCAGCAGUUCUUCACAUGACCCACACUCAUGUCGGGGAGAUAUGGAUAAUGCCUGAUGGGAAAAUAUUAGUGGACUUCAGGAUUCCGACCAAGUGCCAUAGGAACAUUUGGAUGUGUGGCUGGCCUAGGUGUUGUCAGCUGAGACCUGGAAACUGAGGAUCGACCUCAUGUUUGGACAGACGUUUAAAGCUUUUUCAGGUUUGGGCCACCUGGACAAGUGAGCAUUUGGACCUGGAUGUGAAAUCUGAAUAUACACUAUAAGAUAAGAUAAGAUAAGAUAAGAUAAGAU